AUGAGAAGGGUGACUCCGGAAAGUGUUAUCUUCAGCUUUGGGACUAUCCUUUUGGAUCUUCUCAGUGGGAAACACAUCCCUCCUACUAAUCUUUUCGUUUUUGGGUCAUUCUCUGAAGACAAGACCAGGUCAUUGCUGCAAAAGCAAUCACCUGGGAAGACUGAAAAGCCUGUGGAAAAGAAUGUAUUGCAGUUUGGGUCUAUAUAUUUUGGUACUAAAAUAUCUUCAGGUGAAUGUAAUGGUGAAUCAAGCAGACCACAAAAUUCUGUGAAGGGGCUCAGCAACGUUCAGCCUUCAAGUUCACUUAAUAAACAGAAUGAAGUGGAGGCUGUAAAAGCAGCAAAUGAUAGUUUACCAGCAUCUUUAACUACUCCUACAGAGAAUGGAUGUACUGAUAAUUAUAAAAAUGGUUAUGCCCAUAGUAAUGGCGUGAAAGAGGCGACAACGGAUAAUAUUGAUGCAGCUUCAUUACCUUUAUUCAAUAACGAAGGUGGUCUCUCCAAUCAAUUUCCAAGUCUGGAAUUGCAGAACAGAGAGCAGAAUGGUCGUGUUGAUGAUUUAUCAGCUUCUAAGGUAAAGGGGGAACUACAGAAGUGUUUGAAUGGGCCUGUUACAGUUUCUACGGUCUUGUUGCCUCGUGGUUUAAUCAAUUCGGGGAAUCUGUGCUUUCUCAAUGCAACGCUACAGGCUCUUUUAUCCUGUUCUCCUUUUGUUCAGCUUCUGCAGGAAUUGAGAACUCGCAAAGUGCCUAAGGCUGGAUUAGCUCUUGGAGAGUUGCGAAAGGAAAAUAAUUUCCUAAGAAGCCUUUGGCCAGUAACUAAUCCACCUUCAAGUCAAGAACAUCUUUUACAUCCUCAAUUUUUACAGAAGCCUCUCCACCCAUUCCUUGCUCGAGGGUAUUUUGAUGAUGUAGGAGUGUAA
Messenger RNA from Prunus avium (sweet cherry), 921 nucleotides. The record is from RefSeq and is a predicted model, not a curated record. NCBI's taxonomy places the organism in Eukaryota, Viridiplantae, Streptophyta, Magnoliopsida, Rosales, Rosaceae.